UCGAUUCACAGGAAUGAACACUUUGUGCAAGCUGCUGAUGUUACACAUUUUGACAUCUAUCGUACUAAAAUGGAAGAUGUUGACAUAUAUGUCGACUACGUUUGUGAUCAAAUAUAAUUUUGUUUUAAAGUUGAUUUCAAAUCAUGUUUGAAGUGUGAUAGUUACUUAGUGAAAGUUCUGUUUUGUUUAUAAAUUGUUUUGGGUACAACGCCAUGUUGCAGUUUCAGAAAUGAUUGUCGGCUAAGCUUUAGAUGGGAGAUACUGAAGUGCAUACAUACUUUCUGAUUUUAAUGUUCAAUGGUAUUCAAGUCAGUUUUUGAGUGAUUAAACUUAUCAGAAGAAUGUCUUCCAGAGGGCCCAAAACGAAGAGUUCCAGCGGUUUACGAAUACUGUGGAUUCCGGGUAGGAAAAAGCACAAUCGCAAGGGCGUCUACAAUCCGACGAAAAGUGGACUUCCUCAGUAUCAGGCCAAUCAGCAGCGAAAAAACGAUUCCUGGACACUAGGAGGCCCCAUCAAUCAGACCAAGAUCAUCAAUGCAGAUCUUCACGACAACUUGGACGUUGGCAUGGCGACGGCUACGGGGGCCAUGAGUUUGGCUUCGAUGGCGGCCAGCAAAACCGGUGAGGCAAGCACCAGCAGAACUAGUCCCAGCGAACUAAACGUCGAUGGAGCCGGAGUAUGCAGCGCAGACGGGGCGCACUCUGUGGAGUUAGUUGUCCUGAACGACCUCAAUGGUGAUAUUAGUAAGAAAGACAUUCCAAGCAGUAAUCAAUUCGACGCACUGGAGUUGAUAGAUGAGUGCGAGGAAAAAGAUCGCAACUAUUCCAACGCGGAGUCGUCAUCAUCGCUAUUGUCCAACAACGACAGUCGGUCGGCAGAUUACGUGCACAAUUCCGCCACACUUGCCAUCGGUGAAGCCCGGCGAAGGCGCCGACGGGACAGCUACAACAAUUCCAAGAAGGACAGCUGCGAAAACUUGGACACGAUCGACCACAUCAACGACAACGAUGCGGUCGAUGCAGUCAAAGUCACUUCUUCCGUGGACGAGCCCCGCAUGGAUGCAUUUCGACAGCAGAAGAAAAAGAACAAAAAGAAAACACGCCCGGGUGAUGAAGACGACACGAAGGACAAAGAUGAUAAGUUGGUCACGUGUCUGUACUACUCUUUAGUAUGUUGGGAUUGCAGCAUCUCGUAGAGCAACGCUAAUUGAAGAACACUGUUCUAGCUACUAAAAGACUACUUAACUGUUGCCCAUUUUUAUAUGCAUCUAUUAUACAAGAAGGCAAAGCUCACAGUAUUUUUAUACUGAUACAUUUUGAUAACAUUAUUAGAUUGGUAGACAUCCAUUAAAUAUUUUUAGUGGUAAGAAAAAAUCCACUUUUAGGCAGUAAGCAAAUUUAUUAAAUAAAACCUUUUUUAGAAAAA
Molecule: messenger RNA, 1426 nt
Organism: Aedes aegypti (yellow fever mosquito)
Lineage: Eukaryota; Metazoa; Arthropoda; Insecta; Diptera; Culicidae
Exons: 4
Coding region: 342-1196 (284 amino acids)
Source: RefSeq, a predicted model, not a curated record